AUGUUGCGAGCUUGUGUGAUUGACUUUGGAGAUCAAUGGGAUCAGUUUCUACCUUUGGUGAAGUUUGCUUAUAAUAAUAGCUACCAUUCGAGCAUUUAUAUGGCCCCGUUUGAGGCAUUGUAUGGUAGGAGAUGCCUCUUCCCGAUUGGUUGGUUUGAUGCUUUCGAGAUUAGGCCUUGGGGUACUGAUUUGUUAAGGGAUUCGCUGGACAAGGUGUUCCUAGUUUUCCAUGUUUCGAUGCUGAACAAGUAUCAUUCGGAUGGUUCUCAUGUGAUUAGACGGGAUUCGGUGUUGCUUGAUCAGAAUCUGAGUUUUGAGGAGCAGCCGAUAGCCAUUUUGGACAUACAUGUUCGGAAGUUGAGAUCGAAGGAAAUAAUUUCAGUGAAAGUGGAAUGGAGGCAUUGCCCUAUUGAGGACUGA
Messenger RNA from Lycium barbarum (goji berry), 420 nucleotides. RefSeq lists its product as uncharacterized. The transcript is spliced from 2 exons. Gene Ontology annotation, molecular function: nucleic acid binding. Lineage: Eukaryota; Viridiplantae; Streptophyta; Magnoliopsida; Solanales; Solanaceae. Bases 1 to 420 code for a protein of 139 amino acids. The record is from RefSeq and is a predicted model, not a curated record.